Erinaceus europaeus (western European hedgehog) is the source of this 742-nucleotide messenger RNA. RefSeq names its product selenoprotein M (gene SELENOM). The transcript has 5 exons. Gene Ontology annotation, cellular component: endoplasmic reticulum lumen. Gene Ontology annotation, molecular function: oxidoreductase activity. The record is from RefSeq and is a predicted model, not a curated record. NCBI's taxonomy places the organism in Eukaryota, Metazoa, Chordata, Mammalia, Eulipotyphla, Erinaceidae.
GCUGGGGGGAGGACGAGGUGGGGGGGCCAGCUGGGGGAGGACGCCGCUGGGGCGGGGCCAGCCGGGAGCUCGGCCGAGGGGACUGGGCGGGGCCAGCUGGGCCAGACGUGGCGCUGCGGCCCGCCAUCCCUGCGCCCGGCCAUCCCCGCUCCCAUGGCGCUCCUGCUGCUGCUCGCCGCGCUGGCCGCCGCCACCCCUUUCCGACCCGACUGGACCCGCCUGCAGGGCCUGGCCCGAGCCCGGGUGGAGACUUGUGGGGGCUGACAGCUGAAUCGCCUGAAGGAGGUGAAGGCCUUUGUCACCGAGGACCUCCAGCUCUACCACAACCUGGUGAUGAAGCACCUCCCGGGCGCUGACCCAGAGCUAGUGCUGCUGGGACCCCACUAUGAGGAGCUGGAGCGCAUCCCGCUCAGCGACAUGACCCGGGAGGAGAUCAACGCGCUGGUGCAGGAGCUCGGCUUCUACCGCAAGGCGGCGCCCGACGCGCCCGUCCCCCCGGAGCACCUGCGCGCCCCCGCCCGGGCCGCCCCUGGCGCUGCGGAGCGGCCUGACCUGUAGGCCGGGGUGCUGCUCCCCCGCCCCGCCCCCCUCCACCCCAGCCCGGGGACAGAAUGAAGCGCUCGGCGUCCCGGGAGCACCUCUCUCGCUGAGGGUCGACACCGCGUCCCUGGGCCUGGGGACCCCCACAUCUGUCCCCCCACCCCUGCCCUCCCCCAGCUCCACUAAAGCCCCUUUCUCAGCA